CUGCUCUCUCCACCUACCGAAUCAGUUGCACCGGGAUCUGCUCAGACUGUCGAAAUGGCCGAGUCCAUUACCAGCCCCCCCGACACCCGCCCCACCGGCGGCCGCAAGAACAGCACCAGCAAAGACCACCCGGAGGAUGAGCUGGACUCCUCUGCCCCUGCCGCGGCCGAGAGCCUCACAACGGAACCCCCUGCCGCCGCCGCCGCCGCCGCCGCCGCCGCCGCCACGACCACCACCACACCCAAUGGCCUGGUCCCGAACAGCGGGAUGAAGGCGCCCGGGGCCACGCAGGAGGAGGACGGCAAGGAGAGUCUACGGAUUCGGAUCCAUUUGAACCUCCAUGCGAAGGUCAAGCUGGAGUUGGAUGCGCAGCUGUAUGGGGAUAUUGUGAUUGGGUUGUUGUGA
Molecule: messenger RNA, 405 nt
Organism: Aspergillus japonicus CBS 114.51
Lineage: Eukaryota; Fungi; Ascomycota; Eurotiomycetes; Eurotiales; Aspergillaceae
Exons: 2
Coding region: 55-405 (116 amino acids)
Source: RefSeq, a predicted model, not a curated record